UCCCAAGGGUUGUUGACAGAUUUGUGUUGAGAUGCGAAAUUUAUUAGUAAUUCAAGAAACGACAUAAUAUGUAUAGAAGUAACCAGUUAAAUCGUAGAAAGUGGUAUUAAGCAUGCAAAAUUACUUUAAGUUAUCUUGCGUAGUGCUUCUGUGUUUUAUUCCGCAGUGACCGCGUUCAGUUUUGUGUGUGCGACUUCUUGCGAUAAAAGCAUAUCCCGCUGUUACAAAGUUCGCACGUAAUACAAACGAAGGAAACCAACGUAAAUACAUGACAGCUGGUUGACAGAUGCCAACGAGGAGUUUCCCGCAACUUGUUAUAAUAAUAUGUACUCAAAAACUGUGAAAGUUUCUUCCGAGACCAGAAUACACUUUCGACAAACCUGUAUUUCUCUUUCCGAAGCAGCAAACAAACAAAUUACCGGUGGCAAAACAAACAGAGAUUCCACAGGUGAUUUGAGAUGCUUUAUAUGCGACGGAAAAAUUACAGGAACCUGCUUCCCACUUGUCGUUGGCGUAACGCCAUACAGUAAAACAGACAUACCAACAAAAAUAGGCCAGUUAAUGGGAGAAGGUUUUAUGGUAGUUGUGUCUGAAGAUGAUAAUUUAUGUAAGAGAUGUACAUCACUGUUGUAUCAACUUGACAGAUUAGAAGUGGAUCUGAAUUUAGUAAAAGAUGCAUUAACAAAUUACCUAAAACUGAAGUAUCAGUUAAAUGAAGAGGAUCAUGAAAUAGCAACUAGCAGAGAUGACUCAAGUUUUCGACUUUACAGUGAGGAAGAGAAUGAAAAUGACAAAUCUAGUUGCAAGAAGUUGUGUGGCAAGGAAGGAGAGGUUGCAGUAGAUGAGGAAUUUAAGGUUCGCUCCAUGGCUCACUGUGUAGUACACCAGAAAGGUUGCUUGGACAGUAAUAAGUCUUCCAACCAGUAUAUGAACAAUGAAAAUUUUGUGAACUUGUUUAAAAAAGUAAGCACUCAAUUUAUGCAAGUUCCUAAUAGAAAUAACAAUAACUUAAAUGGCACAGAGUUAGCCAUUGAAAAUGUAUCAGGAAGAGUGACUUCCAAUUCCACUACAUGUACAAAAAGUGACUGUGAUUCUAGCCAGCAUGCUGAUGGUGAAAUAGAUUAUACAAUUUCUGGUAAAAAUGAACAGCAGUCUGCAACAACUCAGAACUCAACUUUUGAAAACUCUAGUGAAUCCUUAGUAACAACACAUAGGUCACAUUCAUCUGAAGCAACCCAAGUAAAUAACAGUAUUCCAUGUAAUUUUCCGAUUAAUAAAUUUAUGGAAAAUGCUAGGACUGACUCAGCUGUAAAACAAAAAGAAAAUUCUGAGAAAAAUGUUAGUUCUAAUUCAAGCCAUGAAUAUUUAUUAGGUGCACCAUACAGAGAUAUUCAGAAAAGUGAACUUGUGUCAAAAACUGGAACUGAAAGUACAAAGCAGAAAGACUGUGAGAUGAAGGCAAAAGUUGAUAAUGAAACAUCUCUGUCAGAUAGCUGUGGGUCAAUAAGUUAUCCACCACAAACAAUGAAGGAAUUGAGGACACCUUUUCUUUUUCAUAUAACAAAACCAGGAACUGCACAGUGUGAAAUUUGUGGCAAAUUCUUUUCUAGCAACAGUAAAAUGAUGUACCAUAGAGAUAUAUGUUCAAAGAAUUUAAGCUCAUCAUUUUUGACAAAGGAACUUUGUCUGACACAUGAAGAAAAUUGUGUAUUUGUGCCCUAUUGUGAUGAAUGUGGAGAAAAAUUUUCUGAAGUUGAUCAGGUGCGGUCUCACAAGGAUACAGCUCAUAGAGAUCCUCACUGUCGCUAUUGCGGUUGUAUUGAAGAUAAGUUUUGGGAGCUAUAUAAAGUUUAUGAAGAUGGAGACUUAGAUGUUGAGAAAGCUUCUACUGCAGAAAAUCUCUACAAUGGUGUACUCGGACUCGGAUGUCAUUUGAGAAGUAAAGGAAAGCAUCCUGAUUGUGUUUCUGCUCAAUUGGCGAUGGUGGAAGAAAAUAGUAACGUUGUUGGGAAACCAUCCACAGAAGUGCCAAGGAAAAGUAAAUGUUUCGUUUGCGAUGUGAUUAUUUCUGAUGGCGGUGUAUGGUUAAUGGAAUUACUGUCUGUCAACGCUAAUCUCCUGGAAAACAUUGGCAGUCUCAUGGGCGACGGUGCUUUUGUUAUUGUAUCAUGGAAUGACAUUGUGUGCAACGCAUGCUCUUUGUUGCUGAAGUAUUUUACAAAGUUAGAAAGAGAUCUUAUGAUUUUGAAAAAAGUUUUGCGCUAUUACCUUAAGGUUAAGUACCGCUUAGAAGACGAUGGGUUGGACACAAAUACUACGAUUAGCCGGCAAGACAUUGACUAUAUUGCUGAAUGCUCAUCGCAGGUACUCAGUGCUUCAGAUACAGAAGGAUCACAACUGUCAUAUAGACCACAAAAACUGGAUCUGGCUUUGUCUCAGAAGAGCCACUGUGAUAAAACAGAGAUAGUGCCUCGGAAUAAAACAGCAAAUGUGUCAAACAGUGACACUGUGAGUGGUUUAAAUCGGAAAGAGACAAAUAUAUUUAAAAAGGAAAAACUGAAAACACGUAAUGUGGCUGCACGAAAAAGGUGUCAUUUUGAAAAUUACCAUUCAACAUCAGAACAUUGCAAGAACAAUGAAGCCCACGAGAAGCAACUGGAGCAUACUAUAGACGCAGAUGUUUGUGUCUCCACUACUGACAACAUGGGGUGUGCAUUAAAUGUGGAAGACCAUCAUAGUGAAAGACAAAAAUGCUUUAUGUCACACUCUUUGAGGAAUGGAAAUAAUGACACUAAAUUACCAGAUCAGCAUGAUGAAGCACAUAGUUUAUUAUUUAAGGAAGGAGCUUUAAAGCAUAAAUGUCCUCCAGGAAAAAAUGACAAUACAACCUCAGUAGAAAAUUCAGAUGGAAAAAUGAAAAAUGUCAUAUCCAUAACUUUAAGCUCUGACAGUGAACAGGAAUUUGCAGAAGAUCAAUGCAUACAGUCCUCCACUAGAGAUCAUAUGCCACAACUUCCAUUUAUGAAGUCUCCUGUGUACAGAAUGUUGAGAAAAAAUAGUAACUCAGUGACUACUCAAGAAAAUAAACAGGUUUCAGAGGAAAAAAAUAAAACUGACACAUUUGAAGAAAAUAAAAAAGUAAUUAACCAGAGCAUUUUUUCUGAAGAUAUUAUUGUUCAUGAUAACACAAAGCCUGAGAAAUCAGGCCUUAAACCUUUAGCAAAAGAGACUGGGAAAAUUAUUUUAAAUAAGGGAUAUGUUGUGGCAAGUGACUCAACUGCCAACAUAUGCACAAAAACACUGGAGAAUUUGAUUCAAAAAGAGUUACCCAAAUGUACUGAAAGCAGUGUCAGGAGUCCGCCUCACUCUGUAGUUAUAAACGGAGAGCAGUCUGCACGCACAGAGAGUUUAGAUUCUUCAGAUCAAAUGCUUUAUUUGUCACAAAAGACAUUUAAGAGGCCUGAGAAGGGCACAUGUGGGUCACCAGGCUCUGAGAAUGUCCUGAAAAGUAUUGAAGAUAAUCAAAUUAUGCUUCAUAAUUCUCAGAGUGAAUGGGCUGGUGGCCUAGAAAUUGGCUUAGAUGACGAUAUGCCGCACAUUGUUCUUGGAGAUGAAAUGGUUGUUGAUGGGUCAACAUGUGAAGAAAUUGCUUUUGAAGAAAUCCAGGAUACAUCUACACAUAAUAAUGAAAAAAAUUAUAGUAUUCAAAGAGAAAUUGCCGAGAGUAAUAUUUCGAAGAUUGAAAAUUUAAAUGCCCUUUGCUCUGGAGAUGCAGAAAUAGAUUUUAUAGAGUCAACUACUACUGAAGAAACUGCCAUUAGAACAGGCCAUGAAGAAAAUGCAAACCAAGCAUCACAGUUUGUUUCAGACACCAGUAGCAGUGGAAAUCAGAGCGCAGUUUCAGAAAAUAGUAGUAUUAAUAAUGAAAGAACUAUUUUGAGAUCUUGUGAUGUUAAAACUCGAGCAUCACUGCUUUUUAAAGAAAAUGUUAGUCACUUGCCAGCAUGUGGAAAACUUUUUCAGUGCCAUAUAUGUAAUAGGAUUUUAACAACACAAAGUAAUUUGAAACGACAUUUGUUAAAGCAUGAGAAGUGUACAGUAGGAUCAAUUAUCUGUGAACUUUGCAAUGAACAACUUGUUGACAGGGUACAUUUGAAACAACAUUUAAAAGUCCAGCAUCAACAAUAUGUAAAAUGUGCAUUUUGUGAUAAAGAAUUUUCAAAUAUGAAAUUGUGUAGAGAUCAUGAACUGACUCAUCCUGAAAGGGCAACGUAUAAAUGUGACAUUUGUAAUCAAAUGUUUGUCACCGAGGGUCGGCUUAAAAACCACAAAGAAUUGAUUCACGAUGAUCUGUGUGACACCUUCAGAGAUAAUGAUUUUUUCAAGUGCCACAUAUGUUUUAAAACCCUGAGGACACAUCACAACCUUAAGAGACAUCUUACAAAUCAUGAAAAACCUCCAGUAUCUGUGUCAUCUGUGCCAUGUAAUCUUUGUCAAGAAGUUUUCACAGAGAAAUCUAAAUUAUACCAGCACAGGGAAGAGAAACAUCCUAAGAAACACAACUGCACAUUUUGCAACAAAGAAUUUCUGAGCUUGAGAAGCUGCAGGAUACAUGAAUCAUUGCACCCAGAGCGAGUAGUUUACAAAUGUAAUAUAUGUGAAACUGUUUUCCUCACAGAAUUACGGUUGAAUAGACACAAAGAUAUAUAUCAUAGGGAACCAUACUGCCGGAUCUGUCGCAAGGAAAUAACUGAUCGUUCAAAACUUAUUGAACAUGAAAGACGACAUGGGCGCUUUAAACAAGUUUUUAUGUGCAAGGAAUGUCCUAAAGUAUUCAGGACAGCAUCAGGUUUGAAGUACCACAUGUCUGUUCAUACAGGAAAGUAUGCAGUGUAUUGUGAAAUAUGUGGUAAAGGUCUUCAUUCUGAAGUUGUAUUAGCAGAACAUAAAGCAACUCACACAAAAGAAGUGCGGUACACAUGUGAACUAUGUGGCCGAACCUUCUCCUCUAAUAGUACUUAUAGAAUGCACCGUCUCUGGCAUGAUAAUCCUUUGCCUUAUCAGUGUAAUUUCUGUGACAAAAAAUUUAAACAUACUUCUAUUUUGGCGGUGCACAAGAGACGGGUCCAUACUGGUGAACGGCCAUACAAAUGUAAGUACUGUAACAUGGCUUUCAGUGUCAGCAGCACGCUCAACAAGCACUUAAUUCUGCACACAAAACAGUAUCCAUUUAAAUGUGAACAAUGCAGUAAGGGAUUUACAACACGUACUAAAAUAGCAAAUCAUCUUGCAAAAGUCCACAAUGAUGAUAGCAUGUUAAUUGCUGGCAAGAAGGUUUGUGAGUAUAAGAUGGCAUUGAGGCCUAGUGAAAUGGCUGAUGUAGAAUCUUUACAUGAAUUUCCAACAGAUGAAACAGAUGAAAUGGAUUUGUAGGAAAAACCUCAGUCAGUGAAAGUUGUGACCAAUUAUCAGAAUACAAAGUCGUAUUACAAUGGCCCACUGUGAAAUAUAUUUUCUCAUUGCUAUAGUGUAUAAACUAGGAGCUGAAGAAGAAAAUAGGAAUAAAUACUGAUGAGUUAACUAAACUCUUUAGACUGUAUAGGGACAAAUUCUAUCAUUUGAGGAGAUGGAAAUUAAAAAUAACCAAACUUAGGUCCUCGUACAAAGUGUUACUUUGCAGAGAAAAUGGGAGGAAGUAUAGUGUUGUUGGUUUUUUUUUUAACAGUAAUAACUAUGCACAGAUAAAAUGGACUCUGAUUGUCCUGAGAAUCUGUCUCUCUCUUAUUUUUAAAUGAGUGGUUCUGAAGUGCACAAUACUUAAACAUUCCAUCAAUGUUUUGUAGUGAGACUAAAAGACUCUUGUGUGAUAUAUUUGUGUGUGUGUGUGUGUGUGUGUGUGUGUGUGUGUGUGUGUGUGUGUGUGUGUGUGUGUGUGUGUGUGUGUGUGUGUGUUCGUUGUGCUUUUCCAGAAAAGUGCUUAUAUAACAGAAUUGUGUAGUAUACUGUAAUAUUUCUCGAAGUUUGAAUAUUUUUGUGGGGAAAAGUUAUUUUUUGUGGACUUAUAAGACCUUGUUGAAAACUGUCAUUUGAUAAGUUAUUAUCUGAGAAUAAUAACCACUAUUGAGACAGUAUUGUUAUGUGAAUCUGAGAAUUCAUAAAUAUAAUAGAGGGAAACAUUCCAUGUGGGAAAAACAUAUCUAAAAACAAAGAGGAUGAGACUUACCAAACAAAAGCGUUGGCAGGUCGAUAGACACACAAACAAACACAAACAUACACACAAAAUUCAAGCUUUCGCAACAAACUGUUGCUUCAUCAGGAAAGAGGGAAGGAGAGGGAAAGACGAAAGGAUGUGGAUUUUAAGGGAGAGGGUAAGGAGUCAUUCCAAUCCUAGGAGCGGAAAGACUUACCUUAGGGGUAAGUGCGGAUGGAUAUGUGUGUGUGUGUGCGCGAGUGUAUACCUGUCCUUUUUUCCCCCUAAGGUAAGUCUUUCCGCUCCCAGGAUUGGAAUGACUCCUUACCCUCUCCCUUAAAACCCACAUCCUUUCGUCUUUCCCUCUCCUUCCCUCUUUCCUGAUGAAGCAACGGUUUGUUGCGAAAGCUUGAAUUUUGUGUGUAUGUUUGUGUUUGUUUGUGUGUCUAUCGACCAGCCAACGCUUUUGUUUGGUAAGUCAUCCUCUUUGUUUUGAGAAUUCAUAAAACUAUAUAAAUAUAUCAUUUUAUGUUUAUUUAGUUUAGUAUUUGUUUAGUAUCAGAAAGAUUGAUGUAAAAUUUUGUGAACUUUUGUAAACUUACCUUUGCUGGACCAAACCCAUGCCAAAAUAAAAUGUAUUAACUUCAUUGAAUUAAUGUUCAGACUUUUAAGCAUCCUUAUCAGAGACACUGUAAACUAAUUGAUCAGUAGCAAUGUGAAAAUCAAUGUAUUUGGGAAUUGGCCGAGUAUGAUGUAAUUGCGUUAAUCACAACUAACAAA
Messenger RNA from Schistocerca cancellata (South American locust), 6970 nucleotides. RefSeq lists its product as uncharacterized. The transcript is spliced from 9 exons. Gene Ontology annotation, molecular function: RNA polymerase II transcription regulatory region sequence-specific DNA binding; DNA-binding transcription factor activity, RNA polymerase II-specific. NCBI's taxonomy places the organism in Eukaryota, Metazoa, Arthropoda, Insecta, Orthoptera, Acrididae. The record is from RefSeq and is a predicted model, not a curated record. Gene Ontology annotation, biological process: regulation of transcription by RNA polymerase II. Bases 325 to 5433 code for a protein of 1702 amino acids. Gene Ontology annotation, cellular component: nucleus.